AUUCUAUUGGCCGGAGAGCCUUGCGGCCGGGAAGCUGAUUGGCUGACAGUUUUCUUUUGUUCACUAUCAGCGUGCAGCCGCAGGACAGCGGAAGUUUGAGUGUGAAGAUCCAGCUGGUCUCCCGGCUGCUCUCCCUGUCACUCACAGCCAGCACUCCCUCAGAGCCAGAGCCUCACCACACUCAGCCAGCAGGAGACAUGGACUUAGAAAACAAAGUAAAGAAGGUGAGUGUUCUAAUCCCACUUACUGCAAGGAGAGGGCACACCCUGUCCUGGGGCUGUGUGUAUGAUCUAUCCAUAUUCCUUUACACAGCAGUACUGAGCAUUCAUUAUCUCUGCUGGGAUCUGAUAUCAGGCUCACUUUCUCACUAUAGAUCUUAAAGGCAGCAAUUUAAGUGCUGGGAUAUAAUGUAUCUCUGCAAGGAGUUUUCAUUGAUUUAUUUAAAAACUGGGAUUUCUCCAGAAUUGAGAGUAAUCCAUAAGCUGAUUCUUCUAGAGUGCAAGCUCUUGUUCUAGCUGAUCCCCUUUGCAUCUGUCUGUCUACCUACCUUUAACAUGUGCUAAUGUCUUAUAUCUGUGUGUUUUAUAUUUUUGCCAACUUUCAAUAAGUUGCUACCCCACUAAAUUCUUAUUAUAGUACAACUUUCAUUAUGGGGUUUCAUGGCUAUGACCAGCAGAUAUUUUAUAGGAGUUGUAGUACAAAGCCAUCAAGGGUGCAGUUUGACUCCCCACUCCAACACUAUCAGUCUGAGCAGGGCCAGGGCUGUCUCCAGUUUAGUUGAUAUCAUUGUGUCUUUGUAUUUUACGUGCCCCGGAUAUUUUUACCCAUGCUGGAGCACUGCAGAAUAUGUUUGUGACUAAUAAAUAACUCCAAAGUACAAUCAAGAUUACACAGGGUUAAGUUUUCAGACAUGUCCUCAUCAGUGAUAGAGCUGUAGAUGGAGUGAGUCAUAUUCAGUUUUAUUACACUGUAACCAUGUAGCUUCCUGCCUAGUGCAUUUGAAAUUUGAUAACAAAACAGCACUGUUUGCUAACUCAGAAUGAGGUCUGUUGAACUCUGAAACAUUGCUUCUUAUCCUUAACACCAUACCACAAAUGACUGAUUUUGUUGUCAUGAACCCAAAUACCAACAUUUACUGUACAAUGCUACUAAUUUAUGGUUCAUCUGGUACUUGGGCACCUGUGGCCAUUUCAGCAUUACUGGUGGCAUCAUAAUUUGAACAAACAUGUUUCUUGAAUAUUAUGAGGCAUAUAUACUUGUAAAGUUGUAGGGACUAUAGGCCUUUAUUCUAUAGGAUAGUUUAAGCACCACAACUACUACAUCUUAACGCAGUGUUUUUGCUGCUUAAACAUUGUUAUCCGUUUUUCUUUGUUAACGUGAAACAUUGCCAUUUCUAAGAGACAGUAAUAUUUUACAUUGAUUGAAAGCACACCUCUGGUUAGUGGUAGACAUCCAGCCACAAGAGGUGCUUCCUGCUCCAGAUAAUUAAAUUUUUGAAGGAUUUCACAUUUGGCGUCAUUUCACACCGCGUGACGAAAAUUGUCUGAUGCAUCUCCUGCAUUUGUGGAUCAGGUCAAUUAUUGUGCAUGUGCUGCAGGGAGAAGAAAAUCUCUGCGCUGGGUUACAGGAAGGCUUAACUAAAUUAUACAACUUGUACGAUAUUAUUUAUAUAGCGCUAACAAAUUCUGCAGCGCUAUACACUAUAUAAUUGAUCGUAAAGUUAUAUGAAAUAUAGUAGCUCCAAAAACAAAUAAUUAUAUUUACCUUUCCAGUUCUACCAUUCUCAAAGGUCUGUAGUGGUUACAGUAUUGUAAAACUCACCUUUUUGGACCCACCUUCAUCUCACUUCUCUGCCUGGUAUCAUAACUCCAACAGGCUGGCUUCACUACCUGCACAAUAACAUCAUAAUAAGGUGACUCUGUCAUUCCAUUCACCUGAAGCCAACUUUCUGGAGGAAUUGCACUGAUAGAGAGUAGGAGAACCACAUGUGGGAGAAUUCUCUUAUUUUGCCAUUCUACUCAAUCCUCAGCAUGGGUGUAAAUACUGUGAAUUUCUUUACAGGUAGAAGAGCAAUCAUAUUUUACAAUUUUGACAUUCCCUCAUACUUUAGAAUUGUUCAGUAAAUGUAGGUCAAUGUCCCUCUAAGCAGUGCAUAUCAUGGUGUUGCCAGUGUGUCAAAGAGUUACACUGGCCAUCUGUAAUAUACACUGGCUGUGUUUUGGAAAAAUUAAGGGACACUUAUCAAAGCAAUCUGAAAAGUGGUGCAAAGUUCUAAAAGUGAGUCAAUCGCCAUGGAAACCACAGAUACAUUGCUUUAGUGAUUACGCUAUACAAAUCUGCACCACUUUUCAUGUAAUUCUGGCAAACUGAUGAAAAAUAUUCUCUUAUGUUGUUUCUGUGAAACCUUUGUAUAUGUAUCUUGACAAGUCUCUUAUCUUGAAUGCCUUCUUCCAGCAAUCAGUGCUGUGCUGAAAAAUCUGGUUAGAUCAAAUGUCCCAAAAACAUUGCUAAAGGGUACCUCUAAUGGUAAUGCAACUUUCUUACCCGAUGAACAUUGGCCAUGCUUUAUUGUACAGAUACAGCUGAUGUGUUACGGGAGCCCAGUAGGUUUGACAUCUUACUGUGGGUUGGCACCAUGAGACUAAGAACCAUCAGCACUAUAGCAAUCUGUAGUGGUUAUGGUGCCAGUAAAGCAUAGAGUAGUAGUCAAGGUGACUGACAAAUACAUUUAUUUUUAUUGUUGCUCUGUAUAAAUAUCUCCCUUGCAAGCCAAUGUUACAAAUCUUUUUUGCAAUUGAAUUUCAAAAUGGCUAUUGUGAAUCAUAUAACUUGUUAAAAUAAUGCGAUGACUGUGUGUCAUCAUAGACCUGACUACUUUGUCCCUGCCAAUAGAAAGCUGCUAUCUGCUUACUGGCACUGAGCCUAACCAGAAGAGUACGCGUCUUGAUCGCAUUUCUUUCUCAUGCACAAACUGCAGAUGACAUAAACCAGGACUGUGACCUACAAUCCCACCAUUAAUUCCAGUAUUCUCUAAUGACAUAUGAGCGCAAAUAAGCUCACAAGGUCUAAACACUGCCUUGUUUAUUAUCCAUUUUUCCAUAAGAGCUUAUCAGCACUUAAAAUGACUAAUAAUAUCUCAGAGAACUUCAUAUUUUAUCAAAAAAAUCUGAACUUCAACAAAAUAUUUAUUUCAAUAGAUGCCCUGUGGAUUAGAUUAGUUACUCUUGAUUUUAUACAAGUGUGAGUCCAAAAAGGCCAUGUUUUUGAACCAUUUGAUUCAUGUUUAAUAUGCCAUUGUAAAUAUUGACACUCUUAUUUUUUUUUACUAUUUUGAAGGCCAUAAUAUAUUACAUAUAACAUCGUAUUUUUAUAAGGCUUCCAUAAUUUAGAUUGAUUGUAAGUUUGUAAAACUAAGACGUAGGGAAUUACAAAUUUUAAGCUUAAAUAUUUAAAAUAUUUACGGUUUGACUGUUUGGGCUUCAAAUGAGCAAAUCCUUGUCAAUUCUUCAUAAUUUUAUUUAAAGUGAGUAAAACACAAUUUUUACUAAACAAGGCAAAAAGGUUUUGGGGUGCAGCUUUAUUAAAUGCAAGUGGGUGUGUUUUAUAAAGGUUAAGGGGGUAAUAUUAAUACUUUUUGAGCUAAGCUUUUCUUGUAUUCUGUGGCAUUUUAUUAUCAGAGAACAUAUUACAACAGCACAUUUUUGUUUGCCUGUUGUGUCCAUAAAUGGAAAUCCAAAUUGUAAUUUGCAUUGCAAUUUGACUAUUUCACUGUUAAUAUUUGGGAUCUAUUCAAUAAUAAUGGAAUCAUCCAAUAAACCCAUUAGCUCUGAAAGUUUAUUCCAAAAAGACGCACGUAAGUAGCACAGGCUCAUUGUUCCAGGCACAACUCCAGGUUUAUAUAUCAAGUUUCACAAGGCCUUUUAAAAAGAGUCGAUUAAGACUAGGGCUUUAUUAAUGGUCUGUGUCCGUGAGAGACGUAGAGUAGUUCAAACCGUGGACAGUAGGAUUUCUGGCCAGUGUAGUAAUCUAUGACAAUGGGUAACAAAGAGGCCAUUCAGGAUGAUUUGCAGUUAGUCUGAAUGAAGGAUCACUAAAACCUGACACAUCUCCAAAUCAGAAAUUCCCUGUGUGCACAAAGAUGGCUACUUUCCAAACAUGUCUGUGUUUCAAAGGUGGCUAGCUUAAACUUAACAAAACCUUCAAUAAUAGAAUGUGAGUUUUAAUGAGUUUCUUUGCAACUAUGGGGAUAACAAACCACCCAACAGAAUGUAGUAUACUCUGCUGAUCUAGGAAACAACUGGAAUAAAAACUCCAAUUUGAGUAUUUAGGAACUGCAAGUAUUUUGUAAAUUAUUUUUUCUAGAAUUUGAUUUAUAUAUAAUUUAGGUCCGUUUUAGUGAUCUUUGCAUAUUUUGCAAAGAGGGGGUUAAUCUCGGUUUAGGGCCCGAUGGUUGUGGGGUGAAGAUGUUUGUAGGUUUACUUUCCUGAAGCUAUACCUCAAUGCCGCAGCCAUCUUCAUCCUGAGGACCCUCUUCAAAUCCUGAUGCUUUAUCUGCCACAAAAGCAUGCAAAGCAUCAAGGGAAUUGUAGUUCUACAACAUCUGGGGAUCUACUUUUUGUGCACCCCUGCCCUUUAGCUUCCUGAAAAGCUUUGUGUGUUGAGUGUAAUAUUUUUUACAUUUUUCAAAAAGUAUCGAUUUCAAUACAAAUUGGCACUAUCGUAACCAUGGUGGUUCCCCUAUUAACCACUGUAAAGUCUUCAAGUAUAGAAUUUAGCAGGGCUUACCGUACAGUCAUCUGUAGUGAUAUUAAAUAGUUAGUAAGAGUUAUUCUACUUAAAAUGUAUAAAUAAUUUAGAAUACAAUAAAAAAUAGGGAUAGUCUUGGAAGCAAUAACAUUUUGUCUGUGAAAAUAUUUUAUUAAAAUGUAAAUAUAGACCUAAAAACAUAAUAAUCCAUUAUAAUAAUUUACAGCAGAGUUUAUAAGAUUAAAGUAUAUGCUUGCAAUAUCCAUAAAAUAGAAUAACAUACCCUCUUGAACAAGCCAAUCUCUGUCUUGAUAAAAUGGAGCAGCUAAUAUUAAAGGACCACUCUAGGCAUCCAGACCACUUCAGCUUAACGAACUGGUCUGGGUGCCAGGUACAGCUAGGGUUAACCCAUUUUUUCAUAAACAUAGCAGUUUCAGAGAAACUGCUAUGUUUAUGAAUGGGUUAAGCCUUCCCCUAUUUCCUCUAGUGGCUGUCUCAUUGACAGCCGCUAGAGGCGCUUGCGUGCUCCUCACUGUGAUUUUCACAGUGAGAGCACGCCAGCGUCCAUAGGAAAGCAUUGAGAAUGCUUUCCUAUGCGACCGGCUGAAUCCGCGCGCAGCCAGCCGACUGGGAGGAGAGGAGGAGGAUCGGAGGAGGAGAGCUCUCCGCCCAGCGCUGGAAAAAGGUAAGUUUUUACCCCUUUCCCCCUUCCAGAGCCGGGCGGGAGGGGGACCCUGAGGGUGGGGGCACCCUCAGGGCACUAAAGUGCCAGGAAAACGACUAUGUUUUCCUGGCACUAUAGUGGUCCUUUUAAGUACACAUAUUUUAUACUCUAGAUUUUCAAUUAGGUCAUGUUGGGGAAAAUAGAAAAACAAACCUAAUCUAUUUUAGCUUGAUUAUUCUAUGGCAUUGCCUUGACUUGGUCAUUUCACAUGGGAACAUCUUAAUCAGUCUAUUGUCAUGACUUAGACAUCUUAUCUAUGUUUGGACUAAAACUUAAGGUUGGACAUGACAUAGGUAAGGUCCUGAAAUGUGUCACACUAAGCUAGGAUAAGAUGGCAUCUUAAAGAGACAUUAUAGGCACCCAGACUACUUGGCUUAAUGAAGUGGUCUGGGUGUAGUGUCCCAGGCCCCUUAACCCUGGAAUUGUAAUUAUUGCAGUUUCUGAUAAAAUAAUUCCAUCUCUAGUGGCUGUUAGGCUGGAUGUCCUCACGUUAUGCAUGACUACAUCCAGCGUCACCCAAAACCACACGAGCAUAAUAUAAUGCUUUCCUAUGGAGGAAGUCCUAAUGUGAGUGCCACGCAUGCACAUUAUGUCCCCACUGCUGGCUAGGCGGCUCAGAAAUCAGUCGGAGGAAGAAUGGAGGCGGAGCCUGAACCUGCGCCGAACGUAAUCGGCAGUGGAAUCAGGAGGGGCUGCGAGGGAGUGGGUUAUUAUCGGAAGCUGUAGUGCUAGAAAAAUAAAUUUGAUUUCCUAGCAUUAUUGUUCCCUUUAAAGUCUAAACAUCAUAUUUACUGACUCUGGGUAAGUCAGUAUGUUCCAUUUCUAGCAACUUAGCAGUUUGCAAAAGCUCUUAAAAACAAAGUACACAGCUUAAGAAAUACAUUUCAUUCUAAAAACGUGUAAUAUUUGCAUAUGCCCAUAAUUUUUUUUUAAAAUAAAUUAACAUUGUUACAUACCUCUUCCUGUCAAUCAGACAGCAGGGAAUGUUUCAUCCUGGUUUGGUUAGCUCAGUGGAGCUAAACUCAAGAAGCAUCAAUUGCCCAGAGCACCUACCGGUUUAGCCAAGUUCUACUUUUAUAGGGUUUUUUUUCCCCCUUUUCUGUUAGCUUGGUGAUGACAAUCCAUUCCUUAACAUUGGUUCUGAUAUGAGUGAUGGACAUUUGUAGCAGACGCACCUCAUUUACAUUUUUAAUGACUGUGGCUGCCAAGGAAAGUGGUUCACGGAAUUCACUGAUGGUGCAAUUAAUGAAUCAUGCGUUUUUCUUUUACAACGUUUUCCUAUUUAGGAAAGCAGCAUAUCCACAGACAGCAUAUCCACAGUUACAUUCUAAUAUGCUUAUGCAUGCUAAUACAAAAAGGGGAAAACAAUGUUUCUGGUGGGCAUUUAUUUAUAUAAUAAAGUAUCUUUAAAUGUUUUUUCUUUUCUUUUUUUUUUUUUCACCCCCUGCCCCAAAAUAACUUGCUCUGACCCCUUAAAUUGUAUGUUUUCUCCAGUCACACACAAUAUGAGGUAGCGAAAUAUUGUGGUUUAUUUACCUAGGGAGCUUCCUGUUUCACUAGAAAAUGACUAUGAAUCACGGCAUGUUUAAACAAAGGGAAAGGCUACAUUCUAACAGAUGGAGGAACUUUGCAAUAUGCAUGUCUUUUGAGUCUCAUAUUCAUAUUCUGUUUUUGUUUUUUGUUUUUCUCCAUAUUUAAGUAUUUUAACUUAAAAAAAAAAAAAAAAAAAAAUUUGUUGGUUUUGCUAAAAAAAAAAGUUUUUUUUUUUUUUUCCAGCUUUCUGCAGGAUAUCUCCACCACUUAGUAAAACCUCCCCUGCUUACAAUGUGGUUUCCUUAUUGAAAUACCCGGAGUACAUGCUCAGUUUAGCCAUUCAAUGUUUGGUGUGCGCUGAGCUUUGGACAUGACUACCCCAUAGCCAAUCUCUGUACUCUUAUUAUCUGUCUUAUUUCACCUUGGCACAGCUUGAUAUACUAUGAUGAUCCUAAGAGGGCAGUCAAUGUCAAUUCCCUAUGGGGGAAUCCUAAUGCGAGCGCGACCAUUAGGUCUCCCUUGCUGCAGACGUCGGAGAGGGAGAAGCAUGGGCGGAGCUGAGACAGUGUCGAAGAACAUCGGCACUAGACCCGGCUAAGUGACAGAAGGGGUUAUUAAUCCCUUCUGCACCACAGGGGGGCCUUGACAGAGGGGAAGCUAUAGUGCCAGGAAGACGAGUUUGUUUUCCUGGCACUAUAGUUUCCCUUUAAUGAAGGGUUUUAUAGUUUAGUAGUUCAGAGGAAACCCAUUAUUCCCAGGGUUGUCAGCGAUAGUUAUCUGUAGUGUUAUCGUUGUCUGUUGAGACCAAUACUUGUUUAUCUCUUUGGUCCAUGCUCCUAAAACCACUUACCUGCUAGUAUUAUGAAGCAUACUAGGUUUUUCUCUGUAUCCCACUACCCACAAUCCACUUCAUCAGGGCCAGACUGGCCCACCGGGAUACGGGGAAAUUUCCCGGAGGGCCGCGGCACCUGCUCAAGCUCCUGUGAUCCCGGCCAGCCAUGUGUGAGCUGUGCCGGCCGGGAUCAUAAAAAAAUAAAAUAAAAACAUUUGUGGCGGAGCUAGCGUACGGCAGGGGCGGGGCUUAGCGUGGGGCGGGGGGCCUGGUUAAUGCAGCAUGGGAAGCAGGAAGGAGUCCCUGCUUCCCCAAGAUAUCUGUGUGACACUGUGUGUGUGUGACUGUCUGCCUGUAUAUAUGUGUGUGUGUGUGAUACUGUGUGCCUCUGUGUGUAUGUAUAUAUGACUGUCUGUGUGUUUGACACUGUCUGCCUCUGUGUGUAUGUAUGUAUGACUGUCUGCCUGUGUGUGUGUGUGUGUGUGACACUGUCUGUCUCUGUGUGUAUGUAUGACUGCCUGUGUGUGUGUGAGACACGGUGUGCCUCUGUGUGUAUGUAUGUGUGUGUGUGUGUGUGUGUGUGUGACACUGUCUGCCUCUGUGUGUGUGACACUGUCUGCCUCUGUGUGUGUGUGUGUGUGUGUGACUGUCUGCCUCUAAAAAUCUAUUGCAGCCCCAUAAGUCAUUGUGCUAUGUAGUGUGUGUUAUAUAACACACACACUACAUAGCAUACACACACACACACACACACACACACACAGUUGCAAGAAAAAGUAUGGAUUUCUGCACAAAUUAGUCAUAAAAUGUGAUCUGAUCAUCAUCAAGUCACAACAAUAGACAAUCACAGUCUGCUUAAACUAAUAACACACAAAGAAUGAAAUGUUGCCAUGUUUUUAUUGAACACUCCAUGUAAACUUUCACAGUGCAGGUGGAAAAAGUAUGUGAACCCCUAGACUAAUGACAUCUCCCAAGUGCUAAUUGGAGUGAGAUGUCAGCCAACUGGAGUCCAAUCAAUGAGAUGAGAUUGGAGGUGUUGGUUACAGCUGCCCUGCCCUAUAAAAACACACACACCAGUUCUGGGUUUGCUUUUCACAAGAAGCAUUGCCUGAUGUGAAUGAUGCCUCGCACAAAAGAGCUCUCAGAAGACCUGUGAUUAAGAAUUGUUGACUUGCAUAAAGCUUGAAAGGGUUAAAAAAGUAUCUCCAAAAGCCUUGCUGUUCAUCAGUCCACGGUAAGACAAAUGGUCUAUAAAUGGACAAAGUUCAGCACUGCUGCUACUCUCCCUAGGAGUGGCCGUCCUGUAAAGAUGACUGCAAGAGCACAGCACAGACUGCUCAAUGAGGUGAAGAAGAAUCCUAGAGUGUCAGCUAAAGACUUACAAAAGUCACUGGCAAAUGCUAACAUCCCUGUUAGCGAAUCUACAAUACAGGGAGUGCAGAAUUAUUAGGCAAAUUAGUAUUUUGACCACAUCAUCCUCUUUAUGCAUGUUGUCUUACUCCAAGCUGUAUAGGCUCGAAAGCCUACUACCAAUUAAGCAUAAUAGGUGAUGUGCAUCUCUGUAAUGAGAAGGGGUGUGGUCUAAUGACAUCAACACCCUAUAUCAGGUGUGCAUAAUUAUUGGGCAACUUCCUUUCCUUUGGCAAAAUGGGUCAAAAGAAGGACUUGACAGGCUCAGAAAAGUCAAAAAUAGUGAGAUAUCUUGCAGAGGGAUGCAGCACUCUUAAAAUUGCAAAGCUUCUAAAGCGUGAUCAUCGAACAAUCAAGCGUUUCAUUCAAAAUAGUCAACAGGGUCGCAAGAAGUGUGUGGAAAAACCAAGGCGCAAAAUAACUGCCCAUGAACUGAGAAAAGUCAAGCGUGCAGCUGCCGCGAUGCCACUUGCCACCAGUUUGGCCAUAUUUCAGAGCUGCAACAUCACUGGAGUGCCCAAAAGCACAAGGUGUGCAAUACUCAGAGACAUGGCCAAGGUAAGAAAGGCUGAAAGACGACCACCACUGAACAAGACACACAAGCUGAAACGUCAAGACUGGGCCAAGAAAUAUCUCAGGACUUAUUUUUCUAAGGUUUAUGGACUGAUGAAAUGAGAGUGAGUCUUGAUGGGCCAAAUGGAUGGGCCCGUGGCUGGAUUGGUAAAGGGCAGAGAGCUCCAGUCCGACUCAGACGCCAGCAAGGUGGAGGUUUGGGCUGGUAUCAUCAAAGAUGAGCUUGUGGGGCCUUUUCGGGUUGAGGAUGGAGUCAAGCUCAACUCCCAGUCCUACUGCCAGUUCCUGGAAGACACCUUCUUCAAGCAGUGGUACAGGAAGAAGUCUGCAUCCUUCAAGAAAAACAUGAUUUUCAUGCAGGACAAUGCUCCAUCACACCGUACAAGUACUCCACAGCAUGGCUGGCAAGAAAGGGUAUAAAAGAAGAAAAUCUAAUGACAUGGCCUCCUUGUUCACCUGAUCUGAACCCCAUUGAGAACCUGUGGUCCAUCAUCAAAUGUGAGAUUUAAAGGAGGGAAAACAGUACACCUCUCUGAACAGUGUCUGGGAGGCUGUGGUUGCUACUGCACGCAAUGUUGAUGGUGAACAGAUCAAAACACUGACAGAAUCCAUGGAUGGCAGGCUUUUGAGUGUCCUUGCAAAGAAAGGUGGCUAUAUUGGUCACUGAUUUGUUUUUGUUUUGUUUUUGAAUGUCAGAAAUGUAUUUGUGAAUGUUGAGAUAUUAUAUUGGUUUCACUGGUAAUAAUAAAUAAUUGAAAUGGGUAUAUAUUUGUUUUUUGUUAAGUUGCCUAAUAAUUAUGCACAGUAAUAGUCACCUGCACACACAGAUAUCCCCCUAACAUAGCUAAAACUAGAAACAAACUAAAAACUACUUCCAAAAAUAUUCAGCUUUGAUAUUAAUGAGUUUUUUGGGUUCAUUGAGAACAUGGUUGUUGUUCAAUAAUAAAAUUAAUCCUCAAAAAUACAACUUGCCUAAUAAUUCUGCACUCCCUGUACGUAAAACACUAAACAAGAAUGGAUUUCAUGGGAAGAUACCACAGAGGAAGCCACUGCUGUCCAAACAAAACAUUGCUGCACGUUUACAGUUUGAACAAGAGCACCUGGAUGUUCCACAGCAGUACUGGCAAAGUAUUCUGUGGACAGAUGAAACCAAAGUUGAGUUGUUUGGAAGAAACACACAACACUGGCACAGCACACCAACAUCAAAACCUCAUCCCAACUGUGAAGUAUGGUGGUGGGGGCAUCAUGGUUUUGGGUUGCUUUGCUGUGUCAGGGCCUGGACGGAUUGCUAUCAUGGAAGGAAAAAUGAAUUCCCAAGUUUAUCAAGACAUUUUGCAGGAGAACUUAAGGCCAUCUGUCUACCAGCUGAAGCUCAACAGAAGAUGGGUGUUGCAACAGGACAAUGACCCAAAGCAUAGAAGUAAAUAAACAGAAUGGCUUAAACAGAAGAAAAUAGGCCUUCUGAAGUGGCCCAGUCAGAGUCCAGACCUCAAGAAAGCGAUUCACACCAGACAUCCCAAGAAUAUUGCUGAACUGAAACAGUUCUGUAAAGAGGAAUGGUCAAGAAUUACUCCUGACCGUUGUGCACGUCUGAUCUGCAACUACAGGAAACGUUUGGUUGAAGUUAUUGUUGCCAAAGGAGGUUCAACCAGUUAUUAAAUCCAAGGGUUCACAUACAUUUUCCACCUGCACUGUGAAUGUUUACAUGGUGUGUUCAAUAAAAACAUGGCAACAUUUCAUUCUUUGUGUGUUAUUAGUUUAAGCAGACUGUGAUUGUCUAUUGUUGUGACUUGAUGAUGAUCAGAUCACAUUUUAUGACUAAUUUGUACAGAAAUCCAUACUUUUUCUUGCAACUGUGUGUGUAUGCUAUGUAGUGUGUGUGUUCUAUAACACACACUACAUAGCACAAUGACUUAUGGGGCUGCCAUAGAUUUUUUUUUUUUAAAUUUCAGGGCUGUUUCGUGUCCCCAAUCCGGCCCUGCACGUCAUCUGCAUCAUGGAAUGCUACAGGUGUAAUGUAUGCUUGUAUUGUUUUACUGUAUCAUUGCUUGAACAAUUCCUGAAUUUCAGCAGAGUUUCAAGUUGAUUUGCUAAAUGCCAUGACCAUAUUUGAAGAUGAUUUGAAAAUAUUUAAAUACAAUUUAAUUCCUGCAGAGUUUUUGUCUAUUCUCCACGUUCUCGAGCAAUUCAUUUUGUGAUAUUUCUCUGGUUAUUUCUAGUGGCUAGUCACACACAGAAAUAAAAACAAAUGCUAUACUUAAUGUAAAUGUUGUGUGUGCAUAGUCCGUUUAUCCAGCUAAACAGAUGUCCUUUUCUUUUUAAUGAAGAAUUAAAAAUGUGUUCCAUAUUUCUUGGUUAUAUGUAGUGAUGAUCACACUAAAUGUUCUUCUAAUAAGCAUGUCAAUAUUUUGAAGCUGGUUAAUUUUGAAAUAUGACUGUGUUUUUAUAUUUUUGGUUGACAGAUGACUUUAGGUCACGAGCAGGGAUCUGGAGCCCCAUGUUUAAAAUGCAAGGAUAAAUGCGAAGGAUUUGAACUGCACUUUUGGAGGUCAGUAAAAAAAAAAAAAAGAAUCCAUAUCUCCUAGCUUAUAUACCUGUCCAUGUCAGAACGUCUGAUAUCGAAAGAGGUGAGUCCAACACCAGGAGAUAACGACAAGAUAUAUUUCCUAAACUGUCGAGUUUACAAAAAUUGACACUUUAAUUUUAAAGGAACACUAGAGUCACCUAAAUAAGUUUAGCUUAAUGAAGCAGUUUUAGUGUAUAGAUUAUGCCUCUUAAAUUUUACUGCUCAAUUAUCUGCCAUUUAGGAGUUAAAUCCCUUUGUUUCUGUUUAUGCAGCCCUUGUCACACCUCCCCUGACUGAUUGCACAGCCUGCAUGAAAAAAAAACUGGUUUCACUUUCAGUCAUAUGUAAUUUACUUUAAACAAUUGUAUAUCUGUCUCUGUAAAUCGAACUUUAAUCACAUACAAGAGGCUCUUGCAGGGUCUAGCAAGCUAUUAACAUAGCAGGGGAUAAGAAAAUCUAAAUUAAACAGAACUUGUAAUAAAGAAAGGAUACACUUUAGAUGACUCUUUACAGGAAGUGUUUAGGAAGGCUGUGAAAGUCACAUGCAGGGAGGUGUGACUAGGGUUCAUAAACAAAGUUAUUUAACUCCUAAAUGGCAGAUAAUUUAGCAGUGAGGCUGGAGGGACAUGUUCUAUACACCAAAACUGCUUCAUUAAGCUAAAGUUGUUUUGGUGACUAUAAUGUCCCUUUAAGUAUGUGGCCAGUGAUGGACUAUUAUGAAACAUUUUAGAUGGUUUACUAAUAACAAUUUAUACAACUAAGAACAGUGUAGCUUAUUUACACAGACUGACUUCUAAACCCAUUUAUUGUAGUUCAAAGACACAUUACUGGGAGUAUUAUUGCUGUGGAGCUCUGUUGUACACUCAGACACACCAACAAUAUGGAGCUCCAAGAAAAGAGGGACAUUAGGAGAGAAAGGACACAGAGAUUUAAGCCCAAAAUAAGAACUGCCCAUCUGUAAAGUGGGACAUUAUCAAAGAACACAUGCAGAUUCCCAAUACUCUGAGGCUGUUUAAUUAUGUGCUUGCCCUGCACUUACCCUCAUUUAUCCUUAUACUGUUUAAGCAAGCCACUCUGUCCAAUAACGGGGAAGAUUGAUAGAUAAUUGAGUGACUUGACUGAACUAUAACUUAUAAAUCGUAAUAAAUACGAUGACUUUUUUUUAUACUUUUAGAAACUUGUCCUAUUCUUUUCCUUUAUUUAAAGAUGCACUCUAAGCAUCAUAACAUUUUCAGUUUGUUGUAGUGGUGUAAUGGUAAAUUAAGUAAUUUCUUUAUAUUUAUGAAGUUCUGAAUUGCAUAAAUAUAAAAUAAUACCACAAAUAAAAUAAUAAAAGGUAUACUGGUCAAUCACAUAAAUAUUAGUGAAUAUCUUGAAUGAACAGACAAGAGGCAAAGUUUUGAUGAAAGUAUAAACAAAACUUUACUGGGAAUACAAUUAUCAAGCACACAAAAAAGAAACAAAUACUUUAAAACCAUACACUGCUAUAAACAAUACAUUCAGGUAAGAAAUCUACUUAGCUCUAUUCAUGGAGAUUCAGCAGCUUACACAGGAUAAUUGAAUCAGCAUAACACACAGAACAAUGAGGUGAGUUCCUUGCCACAUGUUAAAUGGAUUUACAUGGGCACCUCUAAAGACACCUGGCUUCUUCCGACCCAGUCAUGAAACUGAGAACUCUAGUUUCUGGAAACCCCUUGAAUAACCUCCCAUCUAGUAUCCACCCACAGAGGUAACAUAACCAAUACCUAAUGGUCAUCUCUAGGAGGCGGAUACUACAUGUGGUCCUUUGUGAAAGGAAGUGACUUAAGAAUUCUCAAUACCUUCCUAAAGCACAUGUCUCAUUGACUAUGCGGCAGCCAUCUUUAUUCACUCGACGUCACAGUGCUCACUAGGCCACCUAUAGGUCACUUCCUCCCUAAAGCACAUGUCUCAUUAAAUAUGCAGCAGCCAUCUUCUUGCUCUUAAUGUCACAUAGCUCACUACACCCCCUAUAGGUAUCAUAAGUUAUUGCACAUGAAUGGGAACACAAUAAUAGAACAUUUAUCAUUGCCCAUAACCAAUACAAUCCACCUGUUGAUCCCAUUACAUGAGUAAUAACUAUAACUCAUAUAUUUCUCGGAUAGGUCUUACUUUCUUCAUAGCUUGCUUUCCCACACAUAUAAUACAAUUUACAAAAAAAUACAAUAUUAUACAUAAAACAACACCCACUACUACCCAUUGCAUUACUUUAAACCCUAAAUUACCCAACCACCCAAAAGGUCCACUAUCCGGUGGAUUCUGGAGCUUCUUCCUGGUAUCAUUUAUCUUUGAAAUAUCAUGUGUUAUUGCGCCAGAGUUAUUGACAAUAUACGAGCAGCACUCUGUCCCUACCAACGCACAAACGCCUCCUUUGGCGGCCAAGACAUAAUCUAAUGCUAGUCUAUUUUGCAACACCACUGCUCUCAUUUGUACCUGCUCUUGGGAUAGUUUGUUAAUAGCAUCCACGGCUGCAUCUAAAGCUUCAUCCACUAGCUUUUUUAAAGCUUCUAUUCGAGUUAAUGACCAAUAUACUCCCCAGCCGGGAAAUACAAUUCCAGAAUUAGCUUCAUGUUCUCCGAUAAAUGAACUCCACCGUUUAUUUCUAAUCAUGCCUUCUGGAAAGCUAUUUCUAUGCCUUAUGGCGGGGAUGAUUGAUCCAAUGUAACAUUCUCCUUCCCAUUGAGUAGGUAACCAUCUAUAGGCCCAAUUACCACACAGAAAAUACACACCUCUGGGAAGGACACUGUAACUAUUAUCUGGGGCCCCACUAAAACAAGUGUCCAGGAGUAUAGAAAUAAAGGGAAAGCUCAGUCUUUUUAUUGCACCAUGAGAGGUCAUACUUAUUACUCUCACCAUUGGGCUGGAGUCUUUGACAGUCAUUGCCCAAUGUUGUUCAUUACCAUAGCCCUUUACCCAGGCAGAUGUACAGUUAGAAUAUCCCAUUUUAGUGGCAUUGGCUCCAUUGUUAUGUGAACUGAUACAAAUAGCACCUUCCUGGGGGCGGUUUAUAAUAUGCAAUCUGUCCAAUGAUUGUGGCUUUCCUUCUUCUCGGUACCAGCCGAAUCCUGUAUUAUUAUAUUGUUUUAACUCCUCCAAUGUCCAUGGAACACCAACAUAUGGGUAACUGCUCUCCUCGCUGAAUGAUAUGGUCCCACAAAUCCAGCAAUCCGUGCUGUUUGACACUCUCGAAUAACUUGCUAAUAGAUUCAGGUAUGAGUUGGAGGACCAGGGAUCCGACUUGUCUAUAUAGCCACCAAUCUGUUGGAAGGAAAGAAAACAGGGUGAGUACCUCCACUUAGUAAUACAACUUUAGUGUCACCAGGUCCAUUGGACAGUAUUUCUCCCUUCUGUUUGACCUGCUCACCUGCUCGUGGUAGCACCCAUACUUUGGAACCUGUCUGUAAGGUAUUGCUUUCCUCCCAUGUCACUAAUACUUUCCGUGGGAUCCAAAUGGAAACCACGCCUAAUACAGUGUGUGAGAAAAUCUGGCCUGGACACCCCCUGGUAAAUCUGAUAACACAUUUACCAUCCCUGUGGUCAACCAUUUAUCAUCUCUUAGCUUCUCUGUUAGGGCAAAGGUCACUUCAGUCCCUUCUGGUAAUAUCCCACCCAUGGGAAGGAUGUAUGUCAUCCAUUCAUCACCCUGUACAAUCUCAACUAGGUUCUGGCUGACCACUUUAAAUUUGUUCUUCCCCACCUGUUGGGGGAAAGAUCCCUUGAACCUUAAUCGAACUGACACAGUUGGUGUCCCUACCUGUCCAGUCAAUCUUUCAUAAGGUGAAAACUGUCCUAUUGGUCUACUAUUUAGUAUCAUAACUGCCUGCGUGAUCACCCGGUCCCACCCCCUCAAUGUCCUACUUGGGGAUAGCUUCCGAAUCUGUUCUUUUAAAAGCCCAUUGCACCUUUCAAUCAACCCCGAAGCUUGAGGAUGAUAGGGGAUGUGGAAGAUCCACUUAAUCCCUGAGUCAUUUGCCCACUGCUGUACGAGCUGUCCAGUGAAGUGGGUUCCAUUGUCUGUCUGAAUCUCAGAUGGCAGUCCAUAAGCAAUCACAAGAGUCUGUAGCAUCUGAAGUGUUGAGGCCUGGUUCGCAUGUUUGCAGGGUAAUACUUUCAGAAUUCCGGAAAAGGUGUCUACAGCAGUACAACAAUACAUCAGCCCCCCUCUUCCUUUAGGCAUGGGACCAAUGUAGUCCAUCUGCCAGAUCUGUCCUGCUAUUGUUCCUUUAUUUAAAUGUCCACGGGCUUGCUUCGUGAGGGGCCAUUUCUUAACCUCAUUGCAGGUCUCACAUACUUCUUGAGCUUGGACAAUCAUCUGGAGAGUUAUUGGUAGUCCUCGGGCUCGCGCCCACUCUAGCGUAGCUGCUUUUCCUCUAUGACCCACGGUCUCAUGGGCCCAGUCUGCUAUCCUAAGUAAUACUGGAUCAACAGGUUCUGGUGUUAUUUUUGCUUCUCGUAUUCGGGUCAAUUCAUCGGCUAUCUUAUUCGGGUUCUCUUCUCCAGUACUGUCUUUCACAUGGGCAUUAACAUGUCCGAGGUGUAUUAAUCUUGAUUGGGCUGUUUUCCAUAUAUUUUCCCAUAAAUCUUCUCCUCCCCAUACUGUCUUGCCAUGUAUUUGCCACCUGUUGUUUCUCCAUGUAGGCAUCCAUGUAACACAAGCCUUGUACACAGCCCAGCUAUCUGUAUAGAUGUAGAGCUCUGGAUCUGUGGUUUCUUCCAUCAGUAUGACUAUGGCAGUCAAUUCAGCAUAUUGACUAGAUCCUCCUAUUCCCUUCUCUUGAAUCACAAUUUGUUGCUGAGGGUUGUAAGCUACUGCAGUCCAAUGUCGUCCUUUGUGGGUCAUGAUUGCAGACCCAUCUGUGAACCAUGCGUUUUUCUUUUGUUCUUCACCCAGUUCUCUGAAUGAAGGAGCUGUCUUGAUGGGUGAGGGCUGUAAAAUUGGGACUUCUUGUACAUUGGGAUGUGAAAGUGUAUCAUAUGUCACUAACCCAGUAAGGAGUUUGGUCAGUUCCUUCACUUCACCUGCUUGGAUCCCUCCUCUUUCCUGCAGGUACCACUUCCAUUUUAAUAAUGUCUGACUUUGUGCCACUGUUGUCUUUGCAGAUAAUCCUUCAUCUCGUACCCAUCCUGCUAUUGGUAAAUCUGUUUUCACUGAUACUAUGCUUUUCUCAGUCAUUGUCUCCACAUGCUGCAGUGCGAGGUAUGCUGCCAGAAGAUUCUUCUCCAAAGGUGUGUACCUUUGCUGAGCCCCAGUCAAUUGCUUGGACCAAAACCCAAUUGGUACUGCCCGCUUGCCUUUGUCUUCGCUCGGUUGCCAUAGUCCCCAUGAUGCUACGUUGUCGUUCACCAUCACAUCCAAUAUGAACGGAGCUCCAAUUUGAAUCGGGCCCAAGCCCUGAUGCUGUAAUACUGCUUCCUUUGCUGCUUGGAAUGCUGUAGCUUGAUCAAUUCCCCAUACAAAUGCUGAUUUCUUUCUUGUAACAUUGUAUAUGGGGCGUAGCAGCAAUCCUAGAUGCGGUAUAAAUGCUCUCCAGUAACCAACUGCACCUAAAAACUUUUGGGCUUCUGUUAACGUCUUAGGUUCUGGAGAAUUCUGGAUUGUAUCCAGCACAGGCUGAGGUAUCUUCCGAACAGGCCCAGACCACAUCAUUCCUAGGAAUUUAACUUCUUGGGUUGGACCUUGAAUUUUGUCUUUAUUUAUUGCCCAUCCCCGUCCAGUCAUGUAAUUCACUAGAACAGGUAAUGCUUCUUUCACUUCCUCUUUAGAUCCCGAGAUCAUGAUGUCAUCAAUGUAGUGAAACACUGGAAGAUGUAGAGUGAGGUGGCUUAAAUCCCGUGCAACUAGUCCAUGGCAAAUCGUAGGUGAGUGUAUAUAUCCCUGGGGCAAAACUUGGAAGGUAUAUUGGCGUCCUUCCCAAGUGAAAGCAAAUUGAUCUUGCGACUCAGGUGCAAUAGGAAUUGAAAAGAACGCAUUAGCUAAAUCUAUUACCGCAUGCCACUCCCCGGCCUGUUUGGCAAUGUUUCCCACAAUGGUGAUAAUAUCAGGGACAGCAGCACUCAAUGGUGGUGCUACCUUGUUGAGUCCCCGGUAAUCCACCGUCAUUCGCCAUGAGCCAUCCAUCUUCUUUACAGGGAAUACUGGAGCAUUGAACGGACUGACAGCUGGACGAAUUACACCUGACUGUAAAAGCUUGUCGAUAGUUUCACUAAUUUCUCGACAUCCUCCGGGCAAACGGUAUUGCUUCAGUCUUACCGGGUUGCACGGAGGAGGAACAAUGACAGGUGUCCAAUUUGCAUUCCCUCGCACAAUGUCUUUUACUGGUCUGAGAUAGUAUGGCUUAUGAGGGAAUCCAAACGUGAACACCCCCCACUGUGUCUCAAUACUCUGCCCUAGUAACACAUCUAUUCCCAAGAUAUUGUCUGGCAAUUCUGAAAUCAAAACUUUAGCACUGAAUCUUGGUCCUUUGUUAAUUGACAUAGCCACAACAGUUUGUACUGCUUUGGUAAUUCUACCUCCUAAACCUUCUAUUCUCACACAGGGUCCUGAUAGCCUUGAUGGAUUACCAUGCAGUACUGUGACUUCUGCUCCUGUGUCAACUAAAGCUAAAAUCUUUGUUGGUCCUGGUCUUGUCCCCCACCACACAGUCAAAGGUACAUAAGGGCGUCGGUCCCCGGCGGUUAAAGGGGACACAUGUACCGCCGGAGGCCCACCAUUCUGUCAUUGUACAACAGCACUGUCCCAAUCCAUCAAAUCAUGUGUCAUCAGAUCUUUUACAGGAUACAAGGAUCUGACUUUACCAUCACUCUCUGGCAGUGCUUGUUUCUCACUAGAUGUAGUAUGAGAGUAAGUCCUAGCACAAUAUUCUGUUGGAAACAGUGAAGACAUAUGUGGGUAUGAAUGUGGGGGGGUGUUAUCUUGGGCUUGAAGUGAGGGUGGGGGCACAGCAUAAGGAGCACAAUGUUGGAAUAGAGGUAUGGACAGAGGAGCUGUGUCUGUAGGCAUGAGAGGAGUGUUUUUUAAAUAACUAGGGGGAGGAGACUUUGGGACAAAUGGGGCAGAGGGCAUGGUAUUGUCUGCCUGAUCCUUGCAUGCCAAAUGUACCUGUACCUUUUUAUUAGACCCUUUUUUUAGAUUUAACCAUUUUUCAAACAUGGCAGGUGUUGAAAUUCCAUUAAUUUGUUCUCUAGGUACACCAGCCUCAAUCAAAUCAUUCCACAUUUGAAAACGAUUAACUCUCAGCCUUGUUUUAUUCCUAAACUUUCCCUGCUUUUCUCCCUCUAUUGGUUCCACCAUCUCCUCCCUCGUCCUGUUAGCGGCAAACACACCUUUCCUAGGGUUAGAUUCUGACUCUAAUUCUCCAAUUUCAGCUAAAUAAGUGGUGAGCUGAUGUACCUUUACAUUAUUCCCCAAACUGCCCAGCAAAGACAAUAAAGAUGCCUUCAUUUCCUGGGGUGCACUUUUUAAAAACCGAGACCGCAUGCUGGCUGUGAAUUCCUCCAUGUCUGGACCUUCCCAGUUAUCCUUGUUUAAUCCCACCACACAACCCAUAACUCUAAUGCGGGUAAUAGCAUCCCUCGGUUUUGACCAGGGUGAAAUGGGCUCAAUGUCAUUGCUAGAUGGGAAGGCCACAAUUAUGGCAUGCCGCACCAUAUCAAAUAAUGAAAAAUUACCUCCAAUCUCCCUCACCCUCCGUAAUACCUGCAUGAGCUGUGGAUGCAGCGUCAGCUGCCCCAUACAUAAUGCUUCCCUUGCAUUCAACUGCACACUGUCAGCUCCUCCAUCCCACAUGCGCAAUAACCAUUCUCCCACAUUUUCACCAACUUCAUGCUUAUACACCUUUGCCAGCUCCAUGAGCUCUGUUUGUGUGUAACUUUUUACCACUUCAUUCAUCUCUUCAUGUACACCAUUUCUCAAACCACGCGCUCUAUCUUGUAGUGUCCUUUUCCGCUGCUGUGUAAUGAUAGGACGGGCUUGUCGCCUGUCCACAUCAUUAUCAUCAUCAGAAAAGGAUACAUACUCAUCAUCAGAUGACUGUAGCGGUGCUUCAGGAUCCCAUAUGGGGUUUGCAACCAUUGCUCGCACUUUACUUACAGGCACUGGCUUUUUUCCUUUCUGUGACCUCCUGCGGUUAAUCUUGCUUACCACUAAAGUAGUACAUUUUUCUUCUAGGGCAGCCACCUGGCAUGCAUUACUACGCAUACAUUCUUUAGUCAUAACUAAUAAAUCUUUUACAUCCUGCAACUCUUUCUCGAGCGCUUUAUUUCUCUGCACCUCGCGGCUAAGGGCCUGCACAACUAUCCACCCUGUGGUGGCAGCGGCUUUCCGCACUUUUUUGGAGUAUACUCCCAGGUCUAACCGUAAUGCUUGAGCACCAAGUUCAGUACCAGCAUCAGGAUAGACAGGAGCUGCAUACUUGAUCAGCUCCUCAGCAAUGGGUUUCCAGUUUUCUAAACUGGCCCACAAUGGAAUUGUCCCAUACUUAGACGCCUCCUUCCCUCCUGCUCUAUUACUUUUUUUAAACAGAGUAAGCAUCUUUACUCUCAGGGGGAACACAAAAAUGCAAAUAUACCAAUCAAAGACAAUGCUUGUUAACUAUAUCUCUUUUCACUGUGCAACGUGACUGUGCUAUAGGCUUAUUCAAUCUAUAUACACAUUCAAAUAUUCUAUAUUUAGUGAUUGUGCAGUAUCCUGUUCACAGCGCCAGUUGUAAUGGUAAAUUAAGUAAUUUCUUUAUAUUUAUGAAGUUCUGAAUUGCAUAAAUAUAAAAUAAUACCACAAAUAAAAUAAUAAAAGGUAUACUGGUCAAUCACAUAAAUAUUAGUGAAUAUCUUGAAUGAACAGACAAGAGGCAAAGUUUUGAUGAAAGUAUAAACAAAACUUUACUGGGAAUACAAUUAUCAAGCACACAAAAAAGAAACAAAUACUUUAAAAACAUACACUGCUAUAAACAAUACAUUCAGGUAAGAAAUCUACUUAGCUCUAUUCAUGGAGAUUCAGCAGCUUACACAGGAUAAUUGAAUCAGCAUAACACACAGAACAAUGAGGUGAGUUCCUUGCCACAUGUUAAAUGGAUUUACAUGGGCACCUCUAAAGACACCUGGCUUCUUCCGACCCAGUCAUGAAACUGAAACUCUAGUUUCUGGAAACCCCUUGAAUAACCUCCCAUCUAGUAUCCACCCACAGAGGUAACAUAACCAAUACCUAAUGGUCAUCUCUAGGAGGCGGAUACUACAUGUGGUCCUUUGUGAAAGGAAGUGACUUAAGAAUUCUCAAUACCUUCCUAAAGCACAUGUCUCAUUGACUAUGCGGCAGCCAUCUUUAUUCACUCGACGUCACAGUGCUCACUAGGCCACCUAUAGGUCACUUCCUCCCUAAAGCACAUGUCUCAUUAAAUAUGCAGCAGCCAUCUUCUUGCUCUUAAUGUCACAUAGCUCACUACACCCCCUAUAGGUAUCAUAAGUUAUUGCACAUGAAUGGGAACACAAUAAUAGAACAUUUAUCAUUGCCCAUAACCAAUACAAGUGGUUAUGGUGCUUUGAGCUUUUGGGUGAGUUCCCUUUGGUUUUCUGUCAAAUGGUAUUCAAGCAAAUUAUCAAACAAUAGGACUUUUCCCAAAAACAUCUUCUUCCUGUUAUACAACCAACUAAACAAAUCGACCACAUUAGAACACGACCCUUAUUACAGCAUGGCAAACUGUUCUAGGUAAAACCUUUGACAAGGAUCGCUGGUGCAAAGCUUUCACAGCCGACAAGUGGAGAACAAGCUGCCUCUCUCACCUAGAAUUAAUGAGGAAACUGCGAUAUAGGUGGCACAUGGUUCCCGAGAGACUAUCUUGCAUCUACCCUGUCAAAAACAAUGUUGGAGGUGUCAGCGAGGGAUGGGAACAAUGCUCCACAUAUGGUCUACAUGUACCACAAUACACCCUUACUAGGAUAUGGUGGAAAAGGAGGUGACCGGGGCUCUUGGGAUCUACAUCACUCUCACACCUGAAUUAUGCCUGCUACGAAGCCAAAUCUCGCUAAACUUAGACUAUGAAGCUCUAACAGUCACCCAAGCACAAUAUAAAAAGCACAUCAGGGAAGCUAGGGCCAACAACUUGAAAAGGGAACAUACUCCUAAUGAGUAGGGAUGAACCAGUGGGGUGGAGGGAAGUAGAGAAAGAAAAACAGGUGGUGAAAAAAAAAAUCCUUAACUAUGGUGAGGUGAUAAUAGCGAUACUAGGGCACUCAAAGUGAACCUACCUCUCUACCACAGAGAGGAUUAUUGCCAGCUCCUAAAUGGUUAUGGUAUAUAUGGAUAGGGCUGCAUAAACAAAGUGAUUUGGAGCAGUGAAACUGGAGGGACACGAACUAUAUACCAAAACUGCUUUAUUAAAAGCAUAAAUGUUAUUUUGAUGCUGGAUGAAUUUUUUAUAUAUAUAUAUAUAUAUAUAUAUAUAUAUAUAUAUAUAAUCUCUAUAUCAUACACAAACAUUCAGGAUGUAUUGCAAAGGGUCAAAUAGCCACGGGAAGAAGUAAAAAAGACAUCAUACAAUUCCUGCAAAGAUCUAAAUUCUGAAAGUAGGAGAACAUUCACUCUCAGUUUUUGUUUUGUUUUUUGUUUGUUUUUUAAGUGACCAUGCAUCACUUGGCAAUUUGUUUUAGACCUGCAAACUCAAAUAAAGCAAGAAAAACACAGAGCAAGUUUAUUGUACACUUUUAUAAACGUAUAUUACAUACUUUUCAGUUUGCAUUGAUGAGCACGCCUCACAGCUUGGGGAGUUUCUUCAGCUCUCCCCGCUCCCUUCAUCUUACCCCCCCACUAAUUCAGUCCAGACUAGUCCAUCAAUGAUAGAAAUAGGACAUCAUUGUGAAGCAACAGCAAGCUCCCCAUUUCCCCUGCACUGGCUAACGUAGCAGGGAGAAAGAAAUCCGAUACCGGAGCCUGCACUGCAUUAAUCACACUGAUCGGACUCCCUCUCUCCUUCCCCUCUCAGGGUGUUGCAAGGUUUACAGAUCUUCCAACUGCAUAUGUGUAAAUCUGUCAAGCAUGCCCAAUGCACGUUUCCAGCAUUCCAAGGGAUAGGAAAUGGAUUGGUUAGGUCAGUGCCUCUCCCAGGCGAGUGUGUGGAAAGCGUAUACAAAGCUGUUAAAUAUGAAAAGCAUUCAAAGGUCUUAUUUAACAUAGAAACAUAGAAUGUGACGGCAGAUAAGAACCAUUCGGCCCAUCUAGUCUGCCCAAUUUUCUAAAUACUUUCAUUAGUCCCUGGCCUUAUCUUGUAGUUAGGAUAGCCUUAUGCCUAUCCCACGCAUGCUUAAACUCCUUUACUGUGUUAACCUCUACCACUUCAGCUGGAAGGCUAUUCCAUGCAUCCACUACCCUCUCAGUAAAGUAAUACUUCCUGAUAUUAUUUUUAAACCUUUGUCCCUCUAAUUUAAGACUAUGUCCUCUUGUUCUGGUAGUUUUUCUUCUUUUAAAUAUAGUCUCCUCCUUUACUGUGUUGAUUCCCUUUAUGUAUUUAAAUGUUUCUAUCAUAUCCCCCCGUCUCGUCUUUCCUCCAAGCUAUACAUGUUAAGAUCCUUUAACCUUUUAACCAAACGCUUUUGAAUGCAACAGUUGUCAAUCUCAAUGCAUGUCCCCUUAAAUGAAUGACCAGUCUGCCCUUAGUUAUAAAGGUUUAUUUAAGUAAUCCUUACGCAGAUUAUACUAAAGUUAGUAGAUAUAUUGCUCAAAACUGGCACAUAUGUUUUAAGGAACAUACAGUUGCAUAACACUUUGUGUGUUCUAAGUUAUUCACUAAACCGUGUAUAGUAGGGAAAACCAAACUGCAAAAUCUAGAGUAGAGCAGCAGACCAAAGAAAAGUUGGAGAGUUAUUCCAAACUAGGGAUCGACCGAUCCCUAUUUAGAGCCGAUACUCUGAACUUUCAGGCUGAUAGCCGAUAACUUACCGAUAUUCUGUACAUUUACCAUUUUGAAAAACUAACCUAUUUCUAAAGGUAAAUGCACAAAAUAUACAUGCCACAUGUAGUGGAUGCAGUGUGUUUAGACAGGGGAGCUGUGUGUGUUUGUGUAGUGGAUGCAGUGUGUAUUUGUGUAGUGUGUGUGUGUGUGUAUAAUAAAUGCAGAGUGUGUUUGUGUAGUGUGUGUAGUGAAUGCAGUGUGUGUGUGUGUGUAAUAUAUAUUGAAUGUAGAGUGUGUGUGUGUAAAGUGAAUGCAGUGUGCGUAUAGUGAAUGCAGUGUGUCUGUGUAGUGUGUGUGUGUGUGUGUGUAUAUAUAUAUAUAAUGAAUGCAGAGUGUGUGUGUGUUUUUGUGUAGUGUGUGUUUGUGUGUAUAUAAUGCAGAGUGUGUGUUUCUUUCCCCCCAGGUUUUUUUUAUUCUCCAUGUCUCUGGAAUCCACUUGAAAUCUAGUGUCAUGUCUGUCUCCUCAGUGCAGCCACUCCAACACUGGUCAGAUCAUCCGAAAUGAUGACUUUUUUUUUUUUUUUUUUUUCAAAUCUAACGCAUCUCAUAUGGAAGUAUUUGGGGUAAAGUGAGCAUGCGCUGUGCUCCACAAAUAAAAUGCUUCAUAGAGAAGCAUUGGAUGUGUUGGGGCAUCAUCAUAGCAUGAUGACUGCAAAUCUGAAGACUUUUUAGGAUAAAAAAAAGACCAUAUAUGCACCAAAACUACUUUAUUAAGAUGGAGUGGUUAUGAUGCAUAGAGCAUACCGUAAGUAUUUUUUUUUUCUUCUCUUUUCCCCCAUGUCCACUUCUACACCCUAUCCUUCUUUUCUUGCACCGUCUAACCUUUUGUCCAUCAUCCUGUUUGUUGUCCAUUAUCAUUUUGACUAUGCUUGUUAAACCUACAGAAUGGCUCUAUGUUCAAGCAUAGUAAAUCUGUAAUAUGCCCAAUCAUUUUUAUUUAUUUUAUUUUUAACCCUAAAUCUCUAGGAAAAUUUGCAGAAACUGCAAAUGUGGGGAAGAAGAGCAUGAUGUUCUUUCCAAUAACGAAGAUGACCGGAAAGUGGGUAAACUGUUUGAAGACACAAAAUAUACUACUCUAAUAGCCAAGCUAAAAACCGAUGGAAUUCCCACUUAUAAAAGGAAUGUGAUGAUUCUUACCAAUCCGGUCUCAGCAAAGAAGGAUGUAUCUAUCAAAACAGUAACUUACGAAUGGGCUCCUCCAGUGCAAAACCAGACCUUGGUAAGAACGAUACUUAACGCAACAGUGACAUUUAUGAAUAUAAGGAUAUAUUUUUUGAUAAAUUGAUAAAUUUGGUGUGUUUUUUUUUUUUUGUUUUUUUUUGUUAUAUGGUUCUGCUGCUUGUUACUAAACCUUGAUUGCUUUGAUUGUUUAAUAACAUAUUUCAUUCCAGUUACAAAUCACCCCGCUAUCCCAAGUUCAGCAUAACAGUCAGGUUCCUGUUGAGCUGUCCAUCAGUUAUGUCUCCAUUCAGCACAACAUGAACAUAUCUUUAGACGUACUCCUCCUUUGCAAAGUGAUCUAUCCACUCUUACUCUUCAAAACCUGGUCUGCCACGUGGACAUGCUCCUUUUUGGGUAAAACUGCCCAUUUCUGAGACUCCAUUCUGACUCCAUACAUCUUAUAGUUGGAAGUUAUGCAGUUACACUGUGUAUACAUCUUGUAAAUGUAUACUCUAUUUCUUGGACUACUUAAAUCUAUAUACAAAUGUGCAUACAUAAAAUGUACCUGUCUUGGUAUGCACAAUGUGAACUUAAAUGCAGUUGACAAUAGCUGUAUACUGAGAUGGCCACUAUGUAAGCUUAUUUCAACAUAUUCCCAACGGCUGUAAAUCAGUUGUUGAUAUAGAUGUCCGUGUUGACAACUGAGUGACGAGGAGAGCAUGAAUCUUUCUACAGAUGAAGGUCUACUGCUGUCCAUCACAGGAACUACAGUGCAUGUGCUGUAGCUGCUUUAGUAUCCCUCUAGGAAGUGCACCAUGAUAUUGCUGGGGAAAUGAAGGAACAGAGUGACGACUCUGUUCUGAUGCCAAGAUUGUCCUUGUGGAAGUGUUCCAUUGCUGGGCCAAUUCUGUCAGAUUGGGGUGAAAGCUAGACCGUGCAGAAGGUUGGGUAAUCUAUUAGGGACCUCUAAUCAUGGUUGGUUAUAACAUUUCACUUUCAAAGCAUUUAAAUAUGUAAUUUACCACUCUUAUGACAGCUCACUUUUAAAAUUGUCUUCUCGUUCCUGGUGUGGGUUGUAUGCAUGUACCGUCAAAAUGUUCCAUGCUGUCUGGCACCACAUACAUUGUAUUGUGUGAGGGCAUAGUUUUUAUUAAUAUCAGUUUACUAGUGGCAUGUGACCCCCUGAAGGCAUAAUGCACUUAUAGUUAUGACAUCUGUGCAUCAAAAAAUAUAUACUGUGUUUUAUAUAAAUACACAUGUGCAAGAGUACACCACUAAGGCUACUAGGGGCUAGAGAUGGAGACACAAAGAUGAAAAACCUUUAGGGAAGCAUUUCUGGCUAUCCACACCCAGCAAACGUCAUCUUUGACAAGUAAAAAUGCCAAUCCCUCUACAUAAUUCCUAGAAACCUGUCUAGGAGAAGACAUCAGAGCUCUUUGUAAGAAGAAUAGACUUAAGAAUUCUUGAAGUUCUUUUAAACCCUGCAUCCUACAGAAAACACAGAGCUAAUUGUGUAACAAAUUAAAUGUGAAAAUGUAACAAACACUGCUAAUAACUUUUAACCAUAAUUGGUAAAUCUCUCCUAGAUAGUGUUCAUUAAGCAAUACCUAGAUGAGAUCAGUUAUGUAAUGUGCGCAUGAUAUAAAAUAUGAAGCCAAGAACAGGCCUGAUUGUGCUUUGAGAAGAGAAAAAGGAUAUUCUUUAAUAAAUAGGGAAGUGUACAAGUCUGCUCAGAUCUCACCUUAAAGGAAUGCUUGAAUUGUGAAUGUGACUUAAAGGUGGCUUGAUAAGUGGGGCAGGGAAAGGGUGUAGUGGUUGUGUUAAAUUUUUGGCUUUAGUGGGGUAUUAGGGGCUUUAGUUGGAGUAUAGUGAUGUGAUGGGAGAACAGGGGCUCUAGUGAGGAGAUAGGCACUAUUGUGGGGUGGUGAAAGGGGUGACUGGGGCUGUAGUGGGAGGAUAGAGACGAUGAAGGGGAUGAAAGGUACUACUGUGGGGACAGUAAGUGUAGUGGGGUGAAGGGGCUGUAGCAGGAGUAUAGUGAGGUUAUGGGGACUGUAGUGGAAGGAUAGGGAAUAUUGUGGGGUGGAUAUCGGAUAUAGUGGUGUGACAUGGGCUUUAGUGGGUUGGCAGGGGCUGAAGUGAAGGGUAGUGGCUGUAGAGAGUAUGACGAGGAGCAUAGGUGUGAUGGAGCACCUCUACUCUGACAGAGUACCACCACCCAAUCCGCUUCCUAUGGGGAGGGAGCCUGGAACGCUUAGCCAAGGCUUGACUGUGGUCUGUCUGUGUCCUGGGUGGAUGUUUAGGGAUCCCAGGAACAAUUUCCAAAAGGAACUAAAAUACAAUACUUUAUUUUACUUGGGAAUAGCCCAUAUGUUCGUUACAUAAACCUUGCUGUGACAAACUCAAUAAAAUACAAAUAGCCAAAACAUUUUAAAAAAUAUACAGGGAAUUAUAAUAACCUAAGAACAUGUUUCUAAAAGGGUGGGGAAGACAAUAUUUAACAUAAAAUCUCUCUCUUGCUUGCAGAAUUAGCAAGAUGCAAAUUAGCAAGCCUUGCUAUUAAGGUAGUGCAUAUAGCUGUUACUACCAACAGAGGGCGCUAUACAGUCUCCAUAGCCAAAUCCACUUAGUUGGUAACAAGCAUCAGCAGGAGAGGAGAGAGCAUAAAACAAAUAACAAUAUGCAAACACAUGAUAAAGACUGCACCUAUAAUGGGCAGCAGGUGACUUAGACAUAGGAGCAAUUUAGGAACCUUUGUAAAAUGUCCUUCUGCUCCCAGUGAUGGUGACUACCAUCACAAUAGGAUCACCCCACUAUAGACCCUAUAGGUCUGUAGUGGUUGGUAGGGAAUUCAUUUAGUGCUCUAUUUAUGAGAAAAAAUAUAUUGGAUUUUUUUUUUUUUUUCCUAUGCUGACUGGGUUGUGCAAAGAAGCCUAUUAUUAUAUUGAUUAACAGGGAGCUAAGUGAGCACCCAGUGGCAGAGGUGUAACGUUUACAUUUAAUUUGAUUGUACACACCUCACAAAUACAUAUUUGUUAAAUAAAGAGAUAUGUGUAAACCUAAUUUUAAAAUCCUAGUAAGUUGAUUCCCAUUUGAUAAGAGAUCUGAAUAAAUUAAUUUGUAAAAAAACAAUUUCAUAACUGAAAUUGAGGUAGUGCGAUACUGAGGUAUGUUCAAAGUCGCAUUGCUCAAACUUGCGUCUUAGACAUUUUUUAUAUUGUAUACAAUGAAUUGAGCUGUAGUUUGAAAAUUAUAUUUUGUAUAUAGUUCCAUUAUUUGCUUCUAUAAUAGUGUUUGUGCAGGAAUUAAUAUGCAUCCCACACAUAUCCAUUGUGGGAUAACACGGACUGCAAGUUGUAUUAAAUGGAUAUCAUACCUAGCUGUCUAGUACAUGACCCAAAGAGAGAGGAAAUGGGGAUUCCCCAAGCUUUCCAUCUCACAAAGGCAAGCGUCUGUUUUUGGAUGUACAAAGUGAGACUCGUAUGGUUGGUUUAUUCUCCACCUUUUACUGUCUGUGUUUUUUUUUUUUUUUUGGUGGUUUUUUUUUGUGGUGUUCUGUUUUUAUCGGUGUGUUGUUUGUUUGGUGGUUUUUUUUUGUUUGUUUUUUUUUUAGUUUCUGAUUUUAUUCCUGUCUAUUUGUUACAUUAGGCCAGGCGCUAUAUGGAAAUGAUCCCGAAAGAGAAGCAGCCGGUGGCAGGUUCAGAAGGUGCUCAGUACAGGAAGAAACAGCUGGCUAAACAGCUGCCUGCUCACGAUCAAGAUCCUUCCAAGUGCCAUGAAUUGUCUCCAAAUGAGGUCAAGCAAAUGGAACAGUUUGUGAAGAAAUAUAAAAAUGACGUUCUUGGCGUGGGAGAUGUGAAGUUGCCCAAAGAAGUGGAGGCGCAAGCUGCAGGAAAAAGUCCCACUGAUGGGGACCGGAGCUCUGUUACAACGGUUAGGAGUCCCGAGAGCAAGGCAGCAGCUCAGAAACCGUCCAACUUUGUAAGUUAUUGUAAUUUAAUUCAAUGAUGGGAUUUGCAUGCUACCAUUCCAAAAAUUCUAGUACAGACAGAUGAUAAAUUGCAGAGUUGUGCAGUAUUUUCAUUUUGAUAUAAAUAAGUGGAGCCUAAACAUUGUCUAAAAUAAAUGAUCAGCAACACAAACAAUCAGCAGUUUUAUGACCACAAAAUUAAUUUAUUGCAGUAUACCCAGUAUAUAAACUUAAAAUAAAGCUGAGAUACAGUGAUAAAAAAAAGUCAAAUAGGAUUAUUUACUAUGGUGAGAAUCGUUUGGAAUUCAAAGUGAAAUUCAAAUUUAAGGCCAAGUCAAGCGGGAAGAGUAGCUGAUUUGGUCAAAAUUAUCGUUCAGCUAUCUUGGAAUUCCUGGCAAUUCUCACUUUCGUAAAUAACCCUAAAAGUCUGAAAUAUAAAUAAAUGUUUUAUUAUUGUGUUUUUAUUAAAAGGUCUCUCUAGUCACUAUAUCAGAAUUUUCUAGAUGUAGCUAUGGUGUUACGAUCUAGUUCCUGCAGUCCUGGGUUUUACGCUUGUGAAUCUAUCUAGAAACCCUGCCAGUCAGUGAACCAGAAAUUGCAAUUCCUUAUUGCAUACAAACUCUUUGAUUCCUGGCACCAUAACCACUACAGCACACUGCAGUAAUUACGAUGCCCAUUUCAAGCUAGCUUAAAGCUGCAUGCUCUGUAGUGCUAUAUAAACACGUUUUCCCCUUUAAAUGAAGAGGCAUUUGUCAUUUUGUGGCCAGGAAUGAAAGUUUGUUUAAUUUUGUAUGUGUGUAUACUAUAACAAUAUUUGUAAUAUGUCACUUUAGCUUUGAAAAUCAGUAGUCGCUGUAUCUGUUUCCUAAUCCGUCCUCAGAUGAUUUUUAAAACCAGACACCUGAUGUAUUUCAAAUAUAUGUUAAAAUAAAUAUUUAUAGGAAUAAUGAUUGUAUAGUGGAAACUGUAAAAUCCAAGAUUACUGUAUUUACUUACGUGCCUAUUAUACAAUGAGUAGUGUAUGUAAAUAUAUUGAUACACUUAUAAGAUCCUUACUGGAAUAGAAGUCCAGCUGCUCUCUCUUUACAGACCCAUAUUUGCACGGAUCUUUGUGUUUCAACUCUAAAUUCUGUUCACAUAAUUUAGGAUCGACUGAAAAGUCGUUUCUUUUCCUUUCUAUAUACAAUGCUCCGAGGAAGCCCCAAUUGUCUUUUUAAAAACAAAGCAUAAAUCAAGGAGAUUUAAGUGUUUACUGUUUUUAGCGACCAGCAACUGCACCACCAAGUAGGCUUAACUUGUUCUUGUGCAAGAACACAUGGUGAUUUUCUUGUAUUUAUUUCUCUGCUGUUUAAUACUGGGACUGAAUGUAACAUCUCAUAAACCACUCAUUAUACAGAUUAUCGAAUCAAAAGCACAUCUCCAGUUAUGGGAAUAUUUUUAGACUUGCAAGCUAGAGCCACGAGUGAGGCUGUUUUUUCCACCGGAGGCGUGCCUCCGUUUGGACAAUAGAAUGUUUGUGACUGAGUAAAAGGGUUAAAAGAUUGGAGGGCGAAGUAUGUAGCAUGACCUCGCUUUCAAUUGGCUCGGUAAUUAGAAUUUUAUUGUUGCGUAGCAAGGGAAAUACAGAGACAUUUAAGAAGGACUCAGAAAAAAAAGCUAUGGUAUGUCUGCUUCUAAGCCUGGCUUCUCAAUGUCUUAUCAAGAUUAGACCUCCAGUGUAGAACGUUUGUUUAGCAAUAUAGAUACAUCUCAAUUAUGAUCCAAAAUUCCACACGUACCAUUUAUUGCACAUGCCGCUUCACUCAGAUUACCGGAUUAUUUAGAAGACACUGGGUUCUGGCCACAUUUUUUUUUUUUUUGAAGAAUACAUAUUUAACCAUAAAUUGACUGAAUUAUCUUUUCUCUCCUAGUACUGCUUCAAGUGCAAAGAGAACAUGAGAGAAGGUGACCCCGCGGUUUACGCAGAGCGGGCUGGGUACGACAAACUUUGGCAUCCUUCGUGCUUUGUCUGCUUCGUCUGCAGCGAACUUCUAGUUGACAUGAUCUAUUUUUGGAAAAACGGGAAACUCUAUUGUGGCAGACAUUACUGUGAUAGCGAAAAGCCGCGGUGUGGCGGUUGCGAUGAGGUAAAUUAAAAUAUCUGGAUAUUUCUAAGUAUCUGUGAAAUUGCAUUUUAUAUAUAUAUACAUAUAUAUAUAUUUUUAUUUUACUUUUUAUUUUUUUUUGUAGCAAUGAUAAAGAUGCUAAUUUAAUAGCUUUAUUUAGUUAUCACACAAAAUUUAUAGUGUUAAAGUUUUUGGAAAUUCUCUAUUAUCAACUUGCCUGGUCAGCCGAGUGAGCUCUAUGAAGUCCUUGCUUAUUUGAGUUGAAGGUGCACAAAGCAUGAAACCCAUAGAGCUCAACCUCUAGAUUCUUAUUGGAGGAAGUGCCCAGCUUACACCCCCUUUUUGAUGACCUCACAUACACUGUUCUCAUUGCCGUUGGUGUAGGUUCUCUUGGAUUGCCAAAUCCUGUAGCCUGUGUAGUUCUGCAUCAGCUGUUCUAUUUAAUAGCCCAGAUGGAGAGAGCCUUCUGCAGAGCUGAACAACCAAAUUCACAACAAAUAUAAAACAAUGCAAAGAAAAAAAGUAUAUUAGCUGUGAGAACAGAGUGUACAAAAAAAGUUUCAGAAAACUGUAAAAUUGUAUUGCUGAACAUAAUUCAAUUUUACUGUCGGGAUUUUUUUUUUUUUUCUCUUUUUGAAACGUAGAUUGUAUAAUUCAAGAGAACAUAGCAACAUAGAAAUGUUUAAAAUCCAUAAGAUUAGAAAAAUAAGGUGUUAAUUUUAGUGUAAAUGUAUAGCUUGAUCGCUAUAAAUACAAAAAAUAUUUUCUCUGUGCUUAUAUAACCAUGCAACAGCACCCAUAGCAGUGGUACAUUUAUUGCAGAACAAGUUUAAGAACUCUUCCUUACCUCAGUUUAUACAUGGUUUGCAGCAUGCAGUGACAUGGACUGUACAGAGAUCCUUGUGUGAAAUGUAUUGCAUCAAACCACAAUCCGUAAAAGAAAAGGGUGUAUACUCGCCCUCAUUCAGUGAGUUGCAUUAUUUCCUGUACACAACAGCUUCCUUUUUACCAUGAUACAGCCUUUGCACAUAGAUCUGUUUUGAAGAUAAUUUAAAUGUACACAUUGUUUGACAGGUUUAUCAGAAGUUCAAAUCGUGUAUUGCCUGCAGGAAUUCUCACAAUUAACCCAAAAAUGUCCCUUUCACGUCAGUGCAGAAAGACCACACAAUUGCCUGUAAGAAAGCAAAAAGCCUUUUUUAUGCUCAAAUUCUUCAGUUGCUGAGUUACAUGUUGUUUGUAGAGCUUCUCCUACGAACAUCUUUUGUUAUUGUGUUGGAGGUCUGGGUUUUGAUGAAUUUUGGAUUUGGGUCAAAUUGAACUUCUGUUGGAGAGUUAACAUGUAAUGUGCUCUAAAUUAGCAUCUUAAUUUCAUUGCAAUGUGCCACGUCAUUUAAUUAGCUGUGGUUUUGGUUUGGGGUUUCAGUUUUUCCACAUUUUAACCAAUUUUAGUUUAAAUGUUGUUUUGUAUAUAUUCCAAAAUGAAAAGAGAAAAAUCUCUUUAAAACUUACUUUUGCUUCAGCACGGGGUCAGUCUGGUGGAGCAGCAGAACAGCCACUCUGCCUCCAAUGCAGUCCUCACCCUUAAUGACUUUUCUCAAUGUGUAUCUCGUAUAGAAGGUUUGGGAUGUGUAGCGACCACUGCGCUCCACCAUUUGCUUCUCAUCGCAUUCAGUACUUCUUUGGGAGAAGCAUUAACCCCAUUCCUUGUUGUCAUGCUGUUUAUUAUGAUUCUGAACAUAGAGACCUUUGACUUUUAGAUGGUCUUAAAGAGAAAAUGCUUGUAGUGACGGUCAGCCUGACAACCACUAGCAGUAUGUUCUCAUACAACGUAAGCGUUGCUGUUGCUCAUAACUGAUGAUGUUUACAUUUGUGAGAGAAAAUGGACAAUGUCUGUCUCCAGACCAGUCCCUCUUUAAAGCAACAAACGUAUUUUGGGUUUUUAGACUACAUAACACUAUUUUUAAUCCACAUGAUGUACACGUGUCACCAUUCCUUUGCAGUACUUUUAACGUCAUUCACCAUAUGACAUCAAGAUUUUCAGGGUCGUUUUUUUUUUCCCCAGGCAAUUGAUGUAUAUCAAUUAAUUAAAAAAAUAAAUAUUCAACAGGACAUGACAUUGAAUGAAUCAAGAGUGGUACCACACUGACCCCUGGUGGUGUAAAAAAGUACUUGUAUCUUUUUCUUAAACUUCACAACAAGCUCACUACACAGUAUUGGAAAUCUAAAUGUAUUUUUUUUCCCUGCAGCUUAUUUUCAGCAAUGAGUACACUCAAGCAGAAGGUCAGAACUGGCAUCUGAAACAUUUUUGUUGCUUCGACUGCGACUGUGUCCUAGCAGGGGAAAUCUACGUAAUGGUGAAUGAUAAACCAGUCUGUAAGCCGUGCUAUGUGAAGAACCACGCUUCGGUAAGCACAUCAACGUAAUGAAAUCCCAUUGUUGCGAUAAAUGGGGGAAAAAAAUUCUGUAAAUGAAAUGGACUUGUUAAGCUUUAGAAGAUGUUAAUUUAUUGUAAAAUGAAAUGAUCAAGGUAAAGAAUGGAAGAUUUAGUUAAUAGUCUGACCAGAGUGGUGGUUUUUUUUUUUUUUUUUCAUUGCAGUGGAUAAUAAAAAAAAAAAAAAGUCAAAUUAUUUUUACUACAAAAACAUGUAUUUUAUUCUCCCUCCUUGGCAUGCAUACUGAUGCAGCAGUAUAUUAUGAAUUGUUUUUAAAGGAACACAAUAGGCACCCAUAUCCUUUCAUCUCAUUGAAGUGGCCUGGGUGCAGUGUUCCUGUCCCAUUUAGUUCUGCAGAGCAAAUCAUUGCAGUCUAGUGAAAAGACCAAGACUGCUUCUAGUGGCUGUCAAUCAGACAGCCACUAGAGGCCCUUCCUGGUGGCUAACUGACACUGGAGUCCAUUGAGGCAAUGCUUUCCUAUGGGGAGGGUAUGAUUAGCCGAAGACACUUGCAAUACUCGUUGGGCAUGUGCAUUAGCCCCCAUGUUGGUAAAGGGGGGGGGGGGGAACCAGAGGGCUCUAGGCUCUACAUAUUUGUAUUCCGAACACUAUAGAUUCAGUUUAAGGGAAAAGCAAGGAUUAAAGGGAUUAAAAUGGAAUGGUCUUUUACAGAUCAUAUCCACGGAUUUCCUUCCAGAACAUAGUUUCAAGCAUGCAAUCGUUACGAUACCAAAUUUCUGAGAUCCAAUUCUAAUACAGUUUUAGCUACUCUGAAAAGCAGAGUUUGUAAAUGUGCAGCCACUCCUAAUAAAAUUCCUCUCAUGACUUCCAAUCAAAGAAAGCAUAACCCACAGAUGUCAUUGCUUUAAGAUCUCUGCAUUUUCUCUUUCCGAGAUUCGGAUUAUACCUGUGGUUUAACAUUGUGAAUAGUAAAAAUAUCUUUGCUCUGUUCACUUCCACUGCUCUGUCACAACUCAAAACUGCUUUUUCUGCCCCUGAUCUUUGAAACUUACCUAACAGUUUCCAGACUUGAACUCCCAUGAAAUCUCAAAAGCAAAUUGAAAUGUGUCAUGGCAAUAAAACAGAAUCUUGAAUAACGAUUUAAGCUGCCCUUCCUUCUCAUAUUUUCUGAUUUUUGUUUCUGUGAGUUGACCAUUUCCAAAAUAGUCUGUAUGCACACAUGACAGGCAUCUGUAAUACCUGUACACCCCUUCUGCCAUGGUCUGUGUACCAUAGCUCCCGUGUUAAGAUUGUAACUGUAAAUAACGUAGUACAACUAGGUGGGGGUAAUAAUUGACAACAGGACCGAGUAUCAGCAUAAUAUGACACAUGAUCCAAGAUGUUCUGGUGGCACCAGUCACUUAAGGGAAAUAGAGCCAAGCUCUAAUAUAGGUGCACACAAUCAAGGUAAAUCUGUACAGUCCCUUUAUCACUCGGGUGGUGUUUCUUAUGUCAACUUUCACUGCCAACUCUGUGUGCAGAAAAGUCAAAUAACCAUAAACUGAUUUAUUAACUAAUAAAAAAAAAAAAAACCACACAAAUGGUAUAAAAUAACUAAAAUAGACACAGGCAAGGAUGGAAUCGCAAAACAACACUAAAUAUAAAGUUCGUACAAAGGUGUCAGGUCCUCGUGGCUAAUUUGUGUAGGCCACGCCACCUCCUUCCUCUGUAGUCACUGUGCAAUCGAGACAUGUUUCGAGACAUGUUUCACAAAGAGUUCUUCCUCUGGUCAAUGCUCAGAUUUUUUUUUUUAUUUUAUAAAUCAAAUUGUAAGUGACUCGUUAUUUCGGUAUAGUUAACAUUUUAAAAAAGAUUAGUGCAGGUGAGUUGAACAAGGGGGCUGUUAUCCUAGUUUUGUAUCAUAGUUUUCUACAUUCAAACGCUUCCCCACAGUUCGUGAUAUUAAUUUUUUUUUGGUUCAACCUAAUGACUUGCAAGUUGUAUGAGCGACUUUACCACAUGGCUUAACUACAAAAUAUUACCUGGAGCACUGUUUAGCAGGUAAGCCGUGCAGUGCUUUCGGUUCCCAUUUGAACUCUUUGUACAUCUGUUUGGAGGGGAAAAUAUUGCAUAGAGUCAAAUUACAGCUGGACCCUUUUCGUGUCUUAACUAAACUCUUCUUAAGCAGCCCCCAAGGGCAAACUAUGGUAAAAAGGAACAUUUCAGUGUGUAGUGUUGUUGUUUUUUUUUUUUUUUUGAAUCAGAGCUUCCCCUUUUUUCUACUUUAAAAAAAAAAUAAACAUUAAGCUUAUUUUUAUUCCAUACCUUUCGUUCAUAGCUCUUGUUUGAAAACCCUCACAUCGAGUUCGAAGGAUUAAAGUAAAAUUUAUAUAUAUUUUUUUUUCUUUUUAUGCAUAUACAUAUUUGUUGCAAAAAUAUGCAUUCACUAACAUAAACACAAAUAUUUCCUAAUCCAUAAAAACUACCUACAGAACUGGCCUCUACAGGUGGACAUCCACCUCUCUUUUCUGUUUUCAGGGAAUAAUCCACUUUGUGUAUAUUUAGCAUUUCAAUGGUAUUAUGGCAGUUGCAGUUCCAAAAUAUUUGUAAUAAGUGUUGAUCUAUAUACUAAUGUACACCAUUACAAUUGUUUUCUAAAAGAUUAUUCUCAACACAAAGAACACCGAUGAAUGAAAUAAUGUAGAAUUUGAUCCAUUUUGUUCUGAUUAAUUAUGGAAUCUGUUCUUCCUUUAGUCAUGCCAAGGCUGUCACAAUGCCAUCGACCCAGAAGUCCAGCGUGUGAGUUACAAUGGCUUCCAUUGGCAUGCCACUGAAGAGUGCUUCCUAUGCUCCUGCUGCAGCAAGUGUCUGAUUGGACAGAAAUUCAUGCCGAUUGAAGGAAUGGUCUUCUGCUCUGUGGAGUGCAAGAAAAAAAUGACGUCGUAGAAAAUCUCUAUUUCAUUUUGGGUUUUUUUCUGGAAUGGAUAAAUAGAACUAUAAAAUUUCUUUAUUUUUGCUUUUUUUUUAUUUUAUUUUUUUAUUCAAAACGAUAAGAUUAAUCUCAAUGUCCUUUUUAGAAUUUUUUUUUUUUUUUUAUCAGUUUCUAUUGGUAUCUAAACGAAAACUACUGCCCAAUUAAUAUAAUCCGGAAAGUCCUUGAUUUCUGAACAUUGCCUGCAAUAAUCUGUUAAAUAAAUGCAUACCUUUUCUUUGCAUUAUAUAAGGCUUAUUACCAAUACACAUUCUGUUUGUAAUGAAUGCAGUGAAGUGUAAUCUCUGUCUCUGUAUCUGCAAUCACGUAAUGGGAUGCCUACAUACCUGCUCCAGUUAAGUCACUUGUUUUACCAACUCCAGGAUAUGGGGUUGCACCAUUCUGAAAUGCAUUUCCUUGGAUAUUUUUAUAACACAGCCUUUAUUUGCACAGUGUAUACCAGCUGCUGCAAUGCAAAUUGAUUACAAUUGUGCUUUACCUUGCUGUUGGUUCACUCAUUUUCAAUAAUAUUAAUAAUAAAAUAAAACUUCUAAUAAAAUAACAGUUGAUCCGCUCUGGCUUUCGCGUUACUUGCUGUCUUUAUUUUGCAAUGAUCCUG
Messenger RNA from Pelobates cultripes (western spadefoot toad), 37536 nucleotides. The record is from the annotation of a GenBank genome assembly. NCBI's taxonomy places the organism in Eukaryota, Metazoa, Chordata, Amphibia, Anura, Pelobatidae.